AUGAUUGCGAAUGAUGUGGUAAGGAUGUGUGCAGAAUUCUUUGAAAAACAACUUCCAAAGGCGGGGAAACCACUCAAUGGGCGGGAAUGGACAGUGUUGUGUGCAAUUGUAAAGGAAGAAGGAGGAGAGCUAGAGGUGGUGGCCAUGGGGACGGGUACAAAGUGCAUUGGGGCUGAUCUUAUGUGUGAAUCAGGGGAUAUUGUCAAUGACAGUCAUGCGGAAAUUGUGACGAGAAGGGCUUUCUUGCGCUAUCUCAUGGAACAAAUGACCUUUGCACGACAACUGAAGGCUAGCAUCUUUGAAUUUACUCCUCAUGGCGAGAAGAAAUUUAUCUUGAGGACUGGCUGUAAAUUUCAUUUCUUCACCACACAUUCACCCUGUGGGGAUGCGAGUAUUUUUCCGGGAAUUCCCACAGACGAUGAGGAUUCACAGCCACCGGCAAAAAGGCCAAAGGCACAGCUAGAGUGUCAAGAAGGAGGUUUCACGGGUGGAAAAUUAAUUGGACAAGCAGUGGGGGGAGAUCUCAUGGAACAGACAGUGGGAUGCGUGAGGAGGAAGCCAGGCCGUGGUGUGGCAACACUCUCAGCCUCGUGCAGCGAUAAGAUGGCCAGAUGGUGUGUCCUGGGGGUACAGGGGGGACUUUUGAUGAAUGUCCUUGCAGCUCCAGUUUAUCUUGACACACUUAUUUAUCCUCGGGACGCGAUUUGUGACAAAAAAGCCACGGAACGUGCGCUCUGGAGGCGUUUCACAAAUCAUCCAGACAUCCCAUCGGACACCUACAACCUCCAUUGUCCGGAAAUUCUCAUAGCAACCGAGGAAGUUGUGUUUCCUUUUGAGAGGCACCCACACCCAACAGCCCAAAAUGAUGAGUGGCAACCAUCCCCGGGAAGCAUUGUGUAUUGUCGUGUUGGGGAACGUUCACAUGAGGUGGCGAUUGCCGGAAAACGCCAAGGUGUCACGAAGAAGAAGGCAAAAACACCCGCCGCGAGGCUAUUAAUUGCCAAGAAAGCCCUCUUCAUUCACUACAUGACCAUCUUUCCCCAGCCAAAUUCACCGCAGCACCGAGAUUUAUCGUAUCAGGAAGCUAAAAACAAGGACUAUAGAAUACUAGGGCAGUGGCUAAAGCAGCACUAUUUCAGCGUGUGGCCCACAAAGAGUGAGAAAUACCUGAAAUUCACGUGCACAAAUUAAUUUAGCACGUGGUUUCUGGGCAAUCUCAACUUGUGGCUCCCAGAAUGGAGCACAAGGUGUGAAUUAAUGUGGCCGGAAAAAUAGAUAAAUUCGCCUCAAAGUGCUUAUGCGGCACACCGGAAAUUCCUCUCUGGAACUUUUUGUAAAAGUGAUGAAAUUAAAUGUUUAAAAUGUUAAUAUGCUACACAAUUUACAAUUUUAAGCUGUUUUGUGAAUAAAAUGAAGUUUUACAGCAAAAA
This is a messenger RNA of Lutzomyia longipalpis, 1430 nucleotides long. RefSeq names its product tRNA-specific adenosine deaminase 1 (gene Adat1). The transcript has a single exon. The record is from RefSeq and is a predicted model, not a curated record. Bases 1 to 1191 code for a protein of 396 amino acids. Lineage: Eukaryota; Metazoa; Arthropoda; Insecta; Diptera; Psychodidae. Gene Ontology annotation, biological process: RNA processing. Gene Ontology annotation, molecular function: adenosine deaminase activity; RNA binding.